UUUUUGAAGAUUCUCUUCAGUUUCAAUUUAUGAAUAGUGUUUCUAUUUCCAAAUAAUUUACUUUACACUUUAAUAAAUAUUUUAUCAUUCAAAUUAAUUAUUUUAAUGGAUUUUAAUAAAUUUUUGAGAUUUGAAUUCUCACUGAAGAACUGGAAAUUGCAAGAAAAAUGACCCCGACGAUAGGAAACGCAACUGUCGGAGAGACGACAAAGUCGGUAGCAAAUCCAUUAGAUAAGACUUACGUUAAAGAAAAGAGUGAGGCUAAAUCUGGAAUAUAUGACGGCAUAGAACUUCAAAAACCUUCAAAAUUGGGACCUUUUGAGUUUGACAAUCAAUUGCUAUGGAAUUAUAUUAUCUUCUUUGCUGUCUGGCACAGCAUAGCAAUUUAUGGAGCCCUCACGUUUCCUUAUCUCACUCACAAAUUAACAGCGCUUUGGAUGUUGGGGGUUUACACUUACACGAAAAUUGGAGAAACGGCAGGUGCUCAUCGUUUAUAUUCACACAAAGCCUAUAAAGCAAAGACACCAUUGAGAGCGUUGUUGCUCUUUUUCUACUAUUCCAAUGGCACAUUUACAAUCAGAAAUUGGGUAAAACUUCAUCGGCUUCAUCAUAAAUAUGCUGAGACUGAUGGCGAUCCAACAAAUCCAACUCGUGGAUUCUUUUUUGCUCAUAUUGGUUGGUUAAUGAUGAAGAAACAUCCGGAAAUGAUUAGGCGUAAGCGACAAGUCGAUAUUAGUGAUAUCAAAGCAGAUCCACUUGUGCAAUUUGGAGACAAAUAUUUCACAAUUUGGAAAUAUUUGCUGUGCUUCAUUUUACCCACUAUUGUUCCAGUGUACGCUUGGAAUGAGAAUUGGUACUAUGCAAUUCUUUCGCAAUGCUUUAUUCGUUACAUUUUUCAACUGCACGUGACAUUCAGUGCCAACAGCUUUGCUCACUUAUGGGGUCAUCAAAGGCCCUACAACAAGAACAUCUUUCCAACGGAACACAAAGCUGUCUCCAUUGUAACCUUGGGCGAGGGUUGGCAUAAUUAUCAUCAUACAUUCCCUUGGGAUUAUAAGGCGGCAGAACUUGGAGAUUAUUCAAUGAAUAUAACGACGGGCUUUAUCGAUUUAUGUGCUAAACUCGGUUUGGCAUACGAUUUACGGCAACCGUCCAAGCAAUUAAUCGAAUCUGUUUGCAAGAAUAAAGGAGACGGCACUCAUCCUCUGUGGAAAGAGGUUCAUGAACCUAUUGCUACUCACUAAACCUAUUUUCAUCCAAAAAAGAAAUUUUCAUUUUUCUCUCAAUAAUUUAUUAUUUGUUUUACGAAAAUUCAAUUUGAGUCUCAACAAUUUUUACACCCCCUUAGAAUUUUAUUUAUAAUUUAAUAAUUAAUUUUAAUUUUUGUAUAAUUUUAUUUCUUAAUUUUGCUUUGUUUCCCUAUCAAUCAAUUUACUUUCUUAUUAUUUAAAUGCUAAUUUUCCAAGUGAUUAUAUUAAAUUCGAUUGAAGUAUUUAGUAAAACAAAUCUAUAUUCUAUUCGCAAUGAGAAUUUAUGAAAUCUUUUUUGGUCCACCAAAGAUUGAUAUAGGAAAAAAGACUGAAAAUGUAUAAAACAUUAUAGGAAUGAAAACCAAAAAUUGAUACAAUUUUUUUCAAGUGAUAGAAAAUUAAAGAAUUUUUUUUUUCAUUAAAAGUAGUCAAUUUUGUGAAUUGCUAAUUAAAAAAAAUAUCUGUGAAAAAAUUGUAGAAAGUGAUAAUCUUUUCUUUUAAUAUUUAAAAAUAAUAGAGGAAGUGUAUCUACACACUUUCAAUAUAAGUAUUUUAUCGUAUAACGAAAAACUCCAUAUUUCCCAAUGUUUGUAAUAUUUGAAAUUUUUAUUUUUAAUUUUUAAAUAGAGAUUGCCCAAGAAUUCCUCAUAUUGUAUUUUGUACUUGGAUUCUUAAUAUAAAAAUAAAAAUGCAAUCUCAAUGGA
Messenger RNA from Leptopilina heterotoma, 1954 nucleotides. Its product is annotated as acyl-CoA Delta(11) desaturase-like. NCBI's taxonomy places the organism in Eukaryota, Metazoa, Arthropoda, Insecta, Hymenoptera, Figitidae. The record is from RefSeq and is a predicted model, not a curated record. Bases 168 to 1244 code for a protein of 358 amino acids. Gene Ontology annotation, cellular component: endoplasmic reticulum membrane. Gene Ontology annotation, biological process: unsaturated fatty acid biosynthetic process. Gene Ontology annotation, molecular function: stearoyl-CoA 9-desaturase activity; iron ion binding. The transcript is spliced from 7 exons.